UGUUGGCUAUUGUUGAGUUAAAGAAUGGAUGUAUACUUUAAAUUGUUUCAUCCCUUAUUUAACUUUCUGCAUUACUUUCAACAUAAAAAUCAGUGUGCAUCAAAAGUCGUUGGUUCUAGUGUUAAAAACGAAGGUGAAAAGACAAAUUUUGAAUAGCAUCAAAAUAGCAACAGUAGUUUGAAACAACAAAACGAAACGUUAGAUUAAAAAAUUAAUCCUUAAUAUCGUUGAUGAUCUAUCAGUAAAGAUCGAAUGUGUUAAAAUAGUAACUGCAUUUUCUAUUCACGUUCGCCUUUAACAGUAUAUUGAAGAACUGUUUGACGUUGCAAAUUUAUCGAACGAUAGCGAUCGGUAAAUCACAACCUGCUUGUUUUCUGCUUAGAAUGGGUGCAUACGUGUAUCGUUAUCGGCGUCGAUCUUCGUACAAUUUGUACGCAAGUCGUACGAUCGUGAUGCUGAUGCAUAACCACGGGACAUUAUGUUCCUAAUGAGACGCAAGCCAGGUCCCUAGAUUCGCAGAUUCGAUAAAUCCAAACAGCCGCGUCACGGUUCCGCUGCACCUUAGUUUAGUUACCAUUAGAAGCGGUUGCUCAUCGCGAAAGCGAAAAGCGGUAUGGUUUCGCGUUUGCCGUUCGAGAAAUUCAGAAAUUCGCCGGUAAAUUCUUGUUUAAUAACCACGGUAUGUUGGUUCGCGUUUCCAUGAAUUAAGGAGAAAUUGAGGAGUAACGUGAACGAAACCGGUCUGUACUAAAUCGUAACAAUUUGAGGAAUAAUAAAUGUUUCGUCCUGACACGAAAUGACACGAAUGAUUUUCUACACGAUCUUAUCUCUACUGUCUGUUUUAACGUACUCGAUGAACGUGAGAGACGCUUAUGAUUAUGUUCUCCUCGUUACGGAUGUUCACAAAUAUUACAGGACGACCUGUAUCGUUAUCGUGCAUUCUGAUCGUUGCACCGUCAUCGUUUCAGAUUUGAACGAGACGACUGUGUUGCACGGAUGGUCUCGAUCCUUCUCCCGCAUGGGUAUUCUGACCAUGAUGACAAGUUUUGCCGAGCUGUCGCGUCAGAUUAAGAAAUAUCAAGGCUACAUCAUCCGUCCACUCUACGUCGUCCUUCUGUCCACAAGAGAGAGCAUGGAGGAGUUUACGAUGCUCAUCAGACAGAUCGAUAUCUCUAUUCCCGUCUGGCUGCUGAUAUUCCAACCGUACCGUGAAAAUCCUCUGCGAGGAGUUUGCCAGAAUCCCGACGGCAACCCCUUCGAUCUGUCGUUCAACACCGAGAUGCUGGUACUCUGUUACGAUUUCCCGAUUUUAAGAGAAUGGUACGCGCUGCGCGAUAACCGUACCAGAAUGUUCAACCUGGCCACCUGGAAAUCCGGCGAGCCGGUGAAUUUCAGCACGAAACGGGAUUUGUACGCGAGAAGGAACAACAUGUUCGGGGAAACUAUGCGUAUCGCGCUGGUCGAGAAGUCUCCGUUCGUGGGGAUCGAAAACGGGAUCCUUACGUUGUUUUUCGGUGGUUUGGUCCAAGAGUUAAGCAAAUCGAUGAAUUUCACGAUAGCGGUGACAGAGAGAAUGACGACGUACGGCGGUUGGAGCAAGGAAGAAAAACGAUGGACAGGCGUGAUAGGCGAAGUGGCCUCGAACAGGGUCGAUUUUGGUGUAUCCGAGUUCAGCAUGAGUGGCCAGAGGCUGGACGUGGUCGACUUCACGUUGCCUUUGAUCCUGUCUCAGAAUCGGAUAUACUUUAAGAAACCUGAUGUCUCUUCCGUUCAGUGGUCCGCCUACUUCAAGACCUUCCAUGUAAGCAUCUGGACUGCUAUCGUCUGCAUAAUCGUAUCCUCUCCGAUUUUACUGACCCUCAUGAAGACAAAGGGUCGAAUAAGGAUGAAGAUUCUGGCUGAUAAUUACAUACACGUUUGGGGGAUCUAUUGUCAGCAAGGUUUGGCAGAAUUUCCAAACGAAAAUUCGAUGAGAUUAGCUUUUCUAUCCAUCUUCGUGUCGGCGUUAAUUACCGUGGCGGCUUAUUCAGCCUCCUUGAUCAGCUAUUUGACAGUCUCUACUGUUAACUUGCCUUUUUCUACGGUGGAUGGAUUCGCUGCUGAUGGCUCUUAUCAGCUGAUCGCGUUAAAACACAGCGCUGAUUACGACUCGAUAAUGUCUGCCAAACAUGGUGUGCUGCCGAAAUUGAAGAAUCUACUGAAGGAGAAAGAGGAUUUAGCUGUGACGGUGAACGAUGGUUUCUUGCAGGUAUGCACCGAGAAAGUGGGCUUUUACGUAACCCAGGUAUUAAAAGACGCCAUGGGGUCCAUUCCCUGUGAGGUUGUCGACAUAGAAGCAUCCAGGUUCGACAGCUUGGCUCUGGUGUUGAAUAAGGGUAGCCCUUACACAGGCAUAAUAAAUUAUUAUUUGCAGCAAUUGAAAGACAACGGUGUAUUGAAUAGAUUAGGAAACAUAUAUCUGAGAAGAAGCAGAUCCAAUGAUAAUGGGUAUAACACGGUCACUUUGGACAGCAUCGCACCAAUUCUGGCUAUCUUGACUGGCGGAAUACUUUUGGCGUGUUUUAUACUGUUGCUCGAGAAGAAAUAUUACAAUCUCUCUGGCAGUAAAGUCGGUGAAAUUUGUCAUUUCAUCUUUUGUAGUCCAUUUUCUCAGCAAAAUUUUCGGGUGAAAGCGAAACAGAGAGAAGUUCGAAACCUCGUAAAGAACAAAAGAUCAAACAUUUCAGAUUACAGCAGUUACUAUGGACAAUACGAAUACUAGAAUAACCGAAUCCUUAUCGAGAUAAAGGAUAGUUGUAUAUGCUAAUUCAUUCUGAUUUCUUUCGUCAAAAAAAGUAGGUAACAUUCAACCCCGGUUCUGUUCCGGUGUUAAGAGGUGGUAGCCUGGUUAAUUUGUUCUGUACUUCUAUUCAGUGCGUGAAAUCGCUUUCACUUCAUGCCACAGUAACAUCGACGGGUAAUUAGUUGCAAAUUUCCGCGUAUCGUUUCUCUCGCGAGCAUUUCAACCGGGAUUCAAUGAACCUUACAGUCACGAUUAUUGCGUUAGUCACCGUUUAUAAUUCGAUUCACGGCUCGUACGGUUCAAUAAAGGAUAUUGAAAUCCUGUUAAAACCGAUCUGUUACCAUGCCGUUAAAUUACCAGCGACUACGAGCCGCGGAAAGUUGCAAUGAAAUCGCGAGAACGCGAAUUACAACCCUGCUUGUACGAUCUAAAUAUUGUCGAAAGGUUAUGAAUAAAGAUAUUACGAAAGACGAGUA
This is a messenger RNA of Osmia bicornis bicornis, 3258 nucleotides long. RefSeq names its product glutamate receptor ionotropic, delta-1-like. The transcript has 8 exons. NCBI's taxonomy places the organism in Eukaryota, Metazoa, Arthropoda, Insecta, Hymenoptera, Megachilidae. The coding region runs from base 797 to 2761 and encodes 654 amino acids. Gene Ontology annotation, cellular component: membrane. Gene Ontology annotation, molecular function: glutamate-gated receptor activity. The record is from RefSeq and is a predicted model, not a curated record.